Molecule: messenger RNA, 1277 nt
Organism: Striga asiatica
Lineage: Eukaryota; Viridiplantae; Streptophyta; Magnoliopsida; Lamiales; Orobanchaceae
Source: the annotation of a GenBank genome assembly
UCUCUCUCUCUCUCUCUCUCUGUCCACCGUCCCUCUCUCUUUCCCUCAAAACCUCCGAUCGCAAUACUCUCUCUCCACCGUCCCUCUCUCUUUUCCUCUGUAUUUGAGGAUCCCGAUUUUUUUCUUUAUUCCAAUCCAGAAAAAACCCUAAUUUUUUUCUUCGCCAGAAAUCUCCGAGGACACUGAAAUGGAACUUUCUGAAGAAACCGAGAAUUAUAUACGAGAAUCGAUAGAUGAUAGUUUGGGCCUCGAGGUUUCCACAGACACUCUUCUUCGAAAACUUCGAGCGGUCGAGACUUCUAAUCUGCACCUACACCGCCAAUACCUGUCCUUGCACUCCAAACUUAAAGAGAAAGAUGAAAUCAUCGAGCGUUCUAGGGCGGAGGCCAGUAUGAAUGCAAUGGCGUUGAAGAAAUUCGUGGAGGAAAAUCAGAAACUGGCCACUGAGUGCUCUAAUUUGUUGGCUGCGUGCAGCAAUUGGGAGAGAGAGUGCUCCCUUUACGACCAAGAUCGUGAGGCUCUGAUGGAUUUUGCUAAUGAGGCGGAUGAGAGGGCUAAGGAAGCUGAAGUUAGGAAUCGUGCUCUGGAGGAGGAGAGGAAGAGAUUGGUGGAGGAGCUGAGUUUCUAUAAGUUCCAAUCUGAGGGGCAGUCGGUUAAUGUGUGUGCUGAUGAGCUGAAUGUGGAACAAGUUUUACUUGAUUCAUUGUUAACUACUUUGUUCGAGAAGGAUGACACUAUCCCGGCUGCACAUACCUUUUUGGAGGCACACAGUGGAUUGGAUGUUUGCCAGCAGCUACUGAAAAUGUGGAAUAGCUUGAGGCCUUUAAACCAGAAGGUGGUAGCUCUUGCAGCACAAGCGAAACGCUUGGAAAAAGAUAAAGACCAUUUGACAACAAAUCUGCUUAGAGCUGAGGAGGAGGUGAAUGCUCUGUUUGAAGAGAACAGCAUGCUUGAUAAGGAGAACAAAAAGUUGAUGAGGCAAUGCUAUAGGGAAAAGCACGGUUGUGGCUCGGGUGGAGGCAGUGUUUCGGGAAAGGGGAAGAGAAAAUCAAGCCCUAGGACGUGCAGCCCAGUAGAGAAGAAGAUCGACUUUGGAGAUAUGAACACGCUAAGAGAGCCUCUUUCACCAUUACAAUACAACUCGCCUGAGAGUAGAAUACACAAGAAAUAGGAUUUAAUCAUUUGAAUAUGCAUCUCGAAUAUUUUCUAUAUUUUGUGUUUGUUCGGAUGAUGAAUGGUACUACCUCCUAUUCUUUUUAAAUGUCAUUUUGGCUUUA